This is a messenger RNA of Tilletiaria anomala UBC 951, 1006 nucleotides long. RefSeq lists its product as uncharacterized. Bases 247 to 816 code for a protein of 189 amino acids. The transcript has 2 exons. NCBI's taxonomy places the organism in Eukaryota, Fungi, Basidiomycota, Exobasidiomycetes, Georgefischeriales, Tilletiariaceae. The record is from RefSeq and is a predicted model, not a curated record.
UCGUAAGCCAGCAUAGCAAUCGCAUCGGUACCCGGCCGGCUCUAGCGCGGACGGCCCGCAGACGGAGUGGGCGAACGGCAGCAGCUGGAGCCGGCGUCCAGCGCAGCGCGCUCGCAUCGGAUUCUUUGGCUGUUUCGCCCGCGCGACGACCCACAGCGGUAGCUAUGUCGUCGUCGACGGACAUCAUACGCUUCCACCUGAUCCUCGCCGUAGUCCCGAGUUUCGCACACGCGGAGAACAGCGUCAAUGUUCGGGACGAUCGCCGCGCAGGUGGAUCGUGUUGGCAGCGUCGCGGUCAGAAACGGUAGCGGUACGACCGAAACCUCUGCUGGACCACUUCCUGCUGCUCAGACGUCGUUCGACAUUCGGAUCGCACAGCGUACAAAGGGCGGGCGGCCAAAGCGUAGGUGUUCCGACACUGACCAUGAUGCAGCUGUGUCGUCUCGCUCUGGAGCCACUGUGGCAGCAGCAGCGCGAUCCUCCGAACAUUCGCGGAAGAGCAGAUCCGCUCCUGCCGCCGCGCAGUACCGAUUCUGCCGUCUCACGCGACGCAGCGUUCGCUGGCACACUGCAAUGGCGUCGGCGGGUAAUAGGCGAGUUGAAGAUGCCGUUGGACCCAUCGCUGCAGUCUUCGCUCUGUCUUCGGUGAUGAUGCAGGCGGCCUACAAGCUCUCUGAGCACGCGGAUAUCUGCGACAGGCUCGAUCGAGAUGGCAGGCUCGCCCUUCCUCGUCACCUUCGCCAGCGCGCGCGCUGCACGUCGAAGACGCAGCGGGUCCGCUCAUUCGAUUCAAGGCGGAGCAUGAGUACAAGGUGAUCGCUGCGGCGCUCGAUUGGUGUGCACAUUUCCUCAUCAUAGCGCCGUGCAUCUCAUCAUUCGAUGACGGACAACUGACGGGCGAGCAUACCCAGCGACAACUUCGCAACCCGGUCGACAUUCUUGCGGACGCUGCUGCCUACAGCGACAGGCACCUCAGCGGCAAGAAGCCGAUGUCGGUGCUGCCAGA